AUGUUUCUCGCUCUCUCACCCUUAUGCCCUCCACUUGGUUGUGUCCAUGUGCCAAGAAAUGUGUGUGAAAUGCUUCUGUCAGGGGCAAAGGUUGCUGUGCUAUUUACUGCCCUGCACUUGGAUUACCCCUCAGGCCUAACACCACCUCCUUCUGCCUGGAUCUCUAUUUUCCAGGGAUAGCAACUGGGCCCCAUUCAUCCCUGGUGGGACUCUACAGAAGUCAGUGGAGUUGGACUAGGUGUGAGUUUGGCCAUUGACAUUAUAGGUGCAGCACAAGCACAUAUAUUACAGGUGGACUUUGCUCCUUUAGCUACCUGCAAUAUAAUGCAGUGGACUCCAGGGAGCAAAGGUGGAAGCUGAACUGUCCACCACAUCCCUGUGCCAUGGAAAGACCUACAAAGCCAAAAUGGGAGAAGUGAGUGUGACCCUCCCCCAUCCCUAGACUGCUAUCCGGAAAGCGGGGUGACACCCAGCUGUACUGUAAAAGGCAGUGAGCCUGGGGGAAUGAGAUGUCCCCAACGCAGCCCCAGGCCCAGACACCCCGACCUUUGUCUGCAUUCAAGCUCUAUGUCGUGGUGACGGCAGACCCAGGAUGCAUGGGUGUCCUAUGGCCCAGCUGCCAGGCAGGAGCAGCCUCUCCCACAGUGCUCUGCUGCAGGAGUGUAAUUUGCUAUGGGGCAAGGAGGGCAGUUCCCCCCCAGACCUUGGUUGGCGCUCCGCAGACUUUUCCUACAUCUAUACACUCCUCUUCCCUGCAUGCUGAUGCCAGCAAACAACUGACCCUCACUCUGGGCUCUCCAGCCCCAGGUGCCAGCAGCAUUGCCAGUCCCUGUCUCAGGGCCCUGGCUGAGCUCAGGCUCUCACUGGGAUGCUUCGUUCCAGGACCUGGGAUCUCCAGUUACGCUGACAACCCCACUAGGGCCGGAGCCAGCCUGAGGGCCUGUCUGGACAAAGCCAUGACGAUCAUCCCUGUGGAGCAACAGAGAGAAACGCCCACCUACCUCGGCGCUACUGCGGGCAUGCGGCUGCUGAGGGAGCAGAACAGCACAAAAGCCGACCUGGUCUUUGCAGAGGUCUCCAAGACCAUCCGGCAGUACCCUGUAGAUUUCCGUGGCGCUCGGAUCCUCACUGGGAAUGAGGAAGGAUCCUUUGGCUGGAUCACAAUCAACUACCUGCUGGAGACGCUCAUCAAGUUCUCUUUCACAGGGACGUGGAUACACCCUGAGGCAGCUGCAGUUGUGGGAGCACUGGACCUUGGAGGAGCCUCGACCCAGAUAACCUUUCACCCUGGUCGGGCCAUUGAGGACAACAACACCGAAGUCCUCUUCUGGCUGUAUGGGACCAACUACUCGCUUUAUACCCACAGCUACCUUUGCUACGGAGAAAACCAAGCCUUGAAGAAGCUGAUUGCAUCCCUCAGAGAGGAGAACCUCACCUCUCAGCAGAUCUCCCACCCGUGCUACCCUAGGGGAUAUGAGGAGAACGUCACUGCCGCUGCCCUGUAUGACAGUCCCUGUAUCCCGGCACCAGCUGCACACGACCCCAGCCAGAUCCUCACGGUGCGGGGGACAGGAGCCCCAGCGGAGUGCAGGAAUGCCGUCCAGAAACUCUUCAACUUCACAGCCUGUGGGGCCAACAGGACGUGCGGGUUCAACGGGGUCUACCAGCCACCGGAGCAUGGGCAGUUCUUCGCCUUUUCCGGAUUUUAUUCAGUCUUCCACUUUCUGAACCUGACCAGCGGGCAUCCCUUGAGUGACGUCAGUGCCACCAUCGAGCACUUCUGUGCUAAGGACUGGAAGGAGGUGCAGAUGGUGGAUCCUGGCAUGAACAAGACCCGCCUGCAGGAUUACUGCGCUGCCAGCACCUACAUUCUCACCCUCCUGCUGCAAGGCUACAAGUUUGACAACGAGACAUGGAGCAACAUCCAUUUCCACUGGCAGGUGGCUGCUGUGGAUGUGGGCUGGAGCCUGGGCUACAUGCUGAACCUCACCAACACGAUCCCCUUGGAGGCUCCCAACCGAGUGAAGGGGCAGCGGCCUGACCUGUGGGCAGUGGCUGUGGUCACCACCUGCCUCAUGCUGGCCAUGAUCCUGUGGACAGGCCUGGCUCUGUGCUAUCAGUGGCCCCUUGCCACCUAUGAGACUAUGCUGUAGUUGGCCAAUGCUCCUCAGGCUGGGGCCCUGCUGCCAUCAGGAGUCACACGAGGCUUUCCCCAGACAUCAUGCAGUCCUGUGUGUUAGAUGUUUGUGGCCUUACAACCCAGUGCCCCUACUUGCAGCUGGAGGCAGGGUCUGGGAGAGAAACCCCUCCCCAGGGAGGGUAGGAACAUUGGGUUUGAAGGACAAAUGGCAUCUAUUGGCAAAUUGGUGACACUUUUCAGUCUAAUCUCAGCCCUGUGAGCUGUGCUGGCUUCCUGCUCUCCCCCAGCCCCCUUUCCAGUCAGCAAGUCCUGCUGUGCAAACAGAGUCUAUCCUGAGGAGGUGCUGCCGCCUCCUGCAGAGCCCAGUUGGGGUGGUGUGUGUGUGUGUGCGCGCGCGCGCGCCAUGACCUACUGGAUCUGGGGUGCAGGGGAAGUUGGGGCUGGUGAGGCAGGAAGCAUUGGCUAGAGUGCCAGGAGACUCCAGGGCAAGGCGGAGGGAAUGGGAGUGUGAGUCUCCUCCUGGUCCAGGGAGCACCGGCUGAUAUAUUUGGAAGUGCCUGGAUGCAGGGGCAGCUGCAGCAGCUCUGCAGGGGCAGGGACUUGCCCUUUCAUGGUCACUAACAAAGGGCUGGUUGUGGCACACGGGGUGUUGGCUACAGCCUGGGUGUUUGGGCCAGGCUCCAGACGCUGCCCUGGCUCAGGGUUACAAAAGGUUAAUAUGGCAGUGGUCAGACUCUUUUUACCCUCGCUUAUACAUGUGUAAGGGAGAGAGGAGAGGCAGGCACAGGUGCCACAUGGGAAAGCCACCCUGGCAUGUGAGGCUGCAAGUUGUUGGUUGCUGUGGGCGUUGCACAAAGAACUCAAUUUCCCAUCAAACCCAGAUUGGGUGCCUCUUCCCAAGCUGAUCAUUGUGCCACCUUGUGAUUGGCUUUCAGCCUACGUGUGACAGGCCCUGCUAAAGUGAGUGCCCAGCCCAGCUCCCUCUCAGGAUAAGUGAGUGCCCAAGCAGCAGGACAUGAGUUAAUUACCACCUGGAUCUUCUAAAGGGUUAUGGGGGCUCAGGCAGGUAACAACGCCCAGAAGAGGCCCCUGGAGAAAGAACUCCUCAGGGCAGCAGGCUAGGAAUCUACCCCUGGUGGCCUGUCCUAGGGAACAGGGGUGCUGGGGAGAGGAACUGUUCCCAGAAAAGGGGAGGGCUUCUGGGGAGGAGUGGGGACUGGUGAGGAAGCACAGCGGGAAAGGAAGCCAAGAAUAGGGUUGGCAGUUUAGAUGGACAUGUUCCUGGAGGUUUCAUCACAGACAUAAUCUUUAAUUACCAAUGAAUCAUGAUUUCUGGACACUCAACAAUCCUGGAGGGUUGGCAGCCUGAACCAAGGAAGAGUAUUCCUGGUGUGAAAGGCUCCAAAAGCAAAGGGGUAUGAAUGCCAAGUCUCAUUGAAGCCUUGUCUCCAUAGAAGGACUUCACCAGGUAGCAGUAGGCUCCCCAGCUGAGAGGAAUUAGAUGCUGCUCUGAGGAAACCAGGGGCAUUGUGGUUUAACUGCUAUGUGGCCCUUGACCCAAGAGGACCGAGACCCUUCCUGAGCUGAUGACAAGUGGCCCUGACUCCAGAAGAGGGCUCUGAAUCAUGAGGGACUCGCUAGUCAGGGACCUGGACAUAAGUGGAAUUGUUGGACUAAAAUUAAUGCAGCCUCUUCCUGCACCUUAGGAUACUGGGUGGAGGCCUAUUUGGGUAAUGGUUUGCCUUUGGGUUAGAUUAAACUAGACCCCUGAAGGGACACUGCUCACUAUACAUCAGUCUCUUUAGCCUUACUGAAAGUCCAUUAGGGGAAACUGAGGCAGAGAUGUAAUUAUGGCUCUGCAGAGGGUGGGGGGGCCCAAGUUUGAGGGCCCCCAGUACAUACUUCCAAAUAACUCACUAAACAUGCUUGUAAAUAAAAUGAAAAUCCUGUGCUCGCCAGUUCUUUCUGGGUACCCCCAACACGCUCACAAGCACAAACGCUGAGGGGCUGCAGCAUGUGGCUACUGCCCGACAGGCAGCCGGAGAGACAGCAUUCCAAAGCCCUGGCAAUUCCAGGCGUUUGCAUGCGGAGUUGAACCUCUGAACAAUGCAGUGGAGGUGGAUGUAGCUUGUAAACAACUGUGCCAACUGGAGGAGUAGUUCUGCAUCAGUGACUGCCUUGUAGUUAAAUGUAACGGCCCAAGAUUAUUUGGGGGAGCUGGAGCAGUUUGGGUUCAGGGGUCAGUGUAAGAAUAGUGCAGGUAGGUAAGGGACUCAGCCAUCCUCUGUGAUGAGGCCCGCUAAGGUGUGUAUGUCCUGGCUGAUGAAUGCACAAUGUGUUAUGGUUUCAGGCUGCUACCUGUGCAGUCAUUAAACCCUAUGGGCUAUAGGAUGCAGGAACCUGAGGCUUUGCUUAUUUCUGCAGCAGCAUCUCUUCUCCUGCUGCUUGGGGGCCAUUAAAGAGACAGUGACACAUGCUCAUGUCAUGCUGGACUUCACCUUGUAAAGGAAGUUUUAUUCUACUCUGAGGAUAAAAUCAGACUCGCAAGCA
Malaclemys terrapin pileata is the source of this 4690-nucleotide messenger RNA. Its product is annotated as ectonucleoside triphosphate diphosphohydrolase 8-like. The record is from RefSeq and is a predicted model, not a curated record. The transcript has 7 exons. Gene Ontology annotation, molecular function: GDP phosphatase activity; UDP phosphatase activity. Gene Ontology annotation, cellular component: plasma membrane. NCBI's taxonomy places the organism in Eukaryota, Metazoa, Chordata, Testudines, Emydidae. Gene Ontology annotation, biological process: nucleoside diphosphate catabolic process. Bases 510 to 2153 code for a protein of 547 amino acids.